This is a messenger RNA of Cynara cardunculus var. scolymus (artichoke), 1987 nucleotides long. RefSeq names its product protein DA1. Lineage: Eukaryota; Viridiplantae; Streptophyta; Magnoliopsida; Asterales; Asteraceae. Gene Ontology annotation, molecular function: ubiquitin binding. The coding region runs from base 383 to 1843 and encodes 486 amino acids. The transcript is spliced from 14 exons. The record is from RefSeq and is a predicted model, not a curated record.
AAGGAAAAGCUAAUGCCGUGUUGGGUUCGUGAUUCUCUGAUUCUUCAAGGUCAAAACUAUUUCCCAGAAUCACGAACCUAAACCCUUCUCCCCUCUUUGAUUUCUUCAUUCUCUUAACMUUCAUCUUCUAAUCUGUCAUUGGACCCUGUUUUUUGCUCUCGAUUUUGGAGGAGGAUCCACGAUUGAUUAUAAUCAAACCAGCCACGUUUUUGGUGAGUUCCAGAUGCUUGUGACUGCAGAAUUGUGAAACAGUGUUGUCUUUUAUUCUUGUAACAGAAAAGGAACAUCUAGUAGAUUUGUUUGAUCACGAAUUGCUUACGACCUAUUCUGUGGCAGGCGGAGUUUCAUUUGAACCUGUACAGAUAGUAGUAUUACUUGCGUAAUGGGUUGGCUUAGCAGAAUUUUUAAAGGCUCUAGCCAUGAAGUUUCAGAAGGGGGAUAUAACUGGAGAUAUGAAGAGAAUACAGUGCCAACUGCAAAUUAUCCUUCUACAUCAUGGCAGGAUCCACAGUCUGAGAUAGAAGAUAUUGAUCGUGCAAUUGCCAUAUCACUUUCCGAAGAAGAAGGGAGAGGGAAACACGUGAUCAGUGAUGAUUCUCAACUGAAAGAAGAUGAACAACUUGCAAGGGCUCUACAAGAAAGUCUGAAAUUCGAGUCUCCACCCAAAAAUAGAAAUGUACAUGGCAAUGGAAAUGGAAAUGGAAAUGGGAAUAUUUAUCAACCUAUACCGUUCCCAUAUUCGACUGGAUUCAGGAUAUGUGGUGGUUGUAAUUAUGAGAUUGGUCAUGGAAGAUUUUUAAGUUGCAUGGGUGCAGUUUGGCAUCCAGAAUGUUUUAGAUGCCAUGCAUGUAACCAACCAAUUGCUGAUUAUGAGUUUUCCAUGUCGGGAAAUUAUCCUUAYCACGAGUCUUGCUACAAGGAGAAUUAUCAUCCAAAAUGUGAUGUUUGCCAACACUUUAUUCCAACCAACGCGGCKGGUCUUAUUGAAUAUAGAGCACAUCCUUUCUGGGCCCAGAAAUAUUGCCCAUUUCAUGAGCAUGAUGGGACUCCYAGGUGCUGUAGUUGUGAGCGAAUGGAGCCACGUGAAACAAGCUACGCUGCUCUUAAUGAUGGUCGGAAACUUUGCCUAGAGUGUCUUGACUCUUCAGUCAUGGAUACAAGCGAGUGUCAACCACUAUAUCUUGAUAUACAAGCAUUUUACGAAAGYUUAAGUAUGAAGGUGGAACAGAAAAUUCCUUUACUUUUGGUUGAGAGGCAAGCACUUAAUGAGGCCAUGGAUGGAGAGAGGCAUGGUCAUUAUCACAUGCCUGAAACCCGAGGACUCUGCCUUUCCGAGGAACAGACUGUCAGCACAGUUUUGAGACGACCAAGAAUUGGGAUGGGGAAUCGGGUCCUGGACAUGGGAACAGAACCAUAUAAGCUGACACGUCGCUGUGAGGUUACAGCAAUUCUCAUUUUAUACGGCCUUCCUAGGUUGUUGACAGGAUCGAUCUUAGCUCAUGAAAUGAUGCAUGCAUGGCUGCGACUUCAAGGGUAUCGAACACUCAGUCAAGACGUUGAAGAAGGAAUAUGUCAAGUUCUAGCUCAUAUGUGGCUAAAAGCCCAAAUAACUUCCAUAUCUGGUAGGAACCCGACAUCCUCGUCCUCCUCUGCCACAUCAUCAAGUCAAGGGAAACGAUCUCCGUUUGACAAGAAGCUUGCAGAGUUCUUCAAACAUCAGAUUGAAUCAGACAUGUCACCRGUUUAUGGAAAUGGUUUCAGAGCUGGCAAUCAAGCAGUACAAAAAUACGGACUUCCACGGACCUUGGAUCACAUUCGAUUGACAGGGAGCUUUCCUUUUUAAAUUUGGAUCAUUUUAUGUCUCCAAAUUUUUGUUGAAUUCUUUUAUUGAGAUUAUAGAAAAUAUACCACUAUCAAAACUAUAUUUGUAUGCUACCUGUAGAUUUAGUCAAUAUAGUAAUAAAAUCACGCAUUCUUUUUACGUUCA